Zychaea mexicana is the source of this 350-nucleotide messenger RNA. RefSeq lists its product as uncharacterized. Lineage: Eukaryota; Fungi; Mucoromycota; Mucoromycetes; Mucorales; Lichtheimiaceae. The annotation marks the transcript as partial. The transcript has a single exon. The record is from RefSeq and is a predicted model, not a curated record.
CCAUGGUUAUAAAGUCCGGCUAUCUCAGCUCAGUUGCCUUUUCGCUUCUCUUUCCCUUAUCUCCAUGCUUUUCUAUUUCGCGCAGUCGUAAUCGUCAUAAACGCGGCCUUAAGCCAAGCACAGGUAAAUUCCUUUAUAACACUGCUUCUGCUGCUUUACACACGCUCACACCCGUGUUUUAGCUGUGAAUAACCGUAGUGGCCUUUUUCAAAGGUCCACCAACUUUUUGUAUGUGUCGGUAGUGUUUCUGGGCACGUUUGCAGGUUCGACUCCUGGCUUGACACAAAGGUGGGCGCUACGUCGAGGUCUAUUGUUCAUUUUGGGAGACCAUUAGUCGCAUCGGCCCCGCG